Messenger RNA from Thunnus maccoyii (southern bluefin tuna), 2583 nucleotides. RefSeq names its product neurofilament heavy polypeptide-like. Gene Ontology annotation, molecular function: structural constituent of postsynaptic intermediate filament cytoskeleton. Lineage: Eukaryota; Metazoa; Chordata; Actinopteri; Scombriformes; Scombridae. Bases 172 to 2553 code for a protein of 793 amino acids. The record is from RefSeq and is a predicted model, not a curated record. Gene Ontology annotation, biological process: axon development. The transcript is spliced from 4 exons. Gene Ontology annotation, cellular component: neurofilament; axon.
ACUAAACUGAUCAGUGUGAAUAUAUUUCUGCGCAGGCAACAGUUUUAUGAAGAAAAGAUAUCUCUUUAAGUAGAGUGUGUCCUGGUGCUGACUAGUGAGUUUUCCCUCCCUCCUAUAUAAACCCUGUGCUUCCCUUCCUGCUGCAGUCAGUGCUACUCCAACUCAGCCAAGAUGAGUUUCACGGUAGACCACCACAUCUUCGGCCCGACCGCGUACCGCAAGGCUCGGCCUGCCUCCGUGUCCUCCAGCGGGUUUCACUCCCAGCGCCGCCGCCUCACCUACAGCCAGCCGUCCUCUGUCGACAGCAUUGAGACCUUCAACGGAGACAUGUCUCGGAGGAGCGAGAAAGAGAUUCUCCAGGCUCUGAACGACCGGUUCGCCGGCUACAUCGACAAGGUGCGCAACCUGGAAAUGCACAACCGCAACUUGGAAGCAGAAGCGGCAGCGCUGCGUCAGAGCCAGGCUGGCCGCACCGCGAUUGGGGAUCACUACGAGAGAGAGCUGGGCGACCUGAGGGGUCUCCUGCAGCAGCUGACCGGGGAGAAGGCCCGCGCUGCUCUGGAACACGAGCACCUGGAGGAAGACAUCCAGCACCUGCGGGCCAGGCUGGAGGAUGAAGCGCGCAACCGGGAAGAGUUGGAGGCUGCUGCCCGGGCCAUGAAAAAGUAUGUAGAGGAGUGCCGGCUGACACGGCUGGAGCUGGACAAGAAGCUCCGUGCCCUGGAAGAGGAGGCCGUUUUUCUCAAGAAGAACCAUGAGGAAGAGGUUGCCGAGCUCCUCGCCCAGAUUCAGGGGGCUCAGGUGAGCUUUGAUUUGCGGGACACGGUGAAGGCGGACGUCACCAGCGCACUGCGAGAGAUCCGCUCUCAGCUCGACAGUCACGCAUCCAAGAGCUCCACUUACGCCGAGGACUGGUUCAAAGUGCGUAUGGAGCGCCUGUCUGAGGCUGCCAGGUCUAACCAAGAUGCCAUCCGUGGAAGCCAGGAGGAGAUCAUGGACUACCGUCGUCAGCUCCAGAGCCGCACCAUUGAGCUGGAGACUCUUCGGGGAACCAAGGAGUCACUGGAGAGGCAGCGUAUGGAGAGUGAAGACAGACACCAUGACGACCUCAACUCGCUACAGGAGACCAUCAAUCAGCUGGACAACGAGCUGAAAACCACCAAAUGGGAGAUGGCCAGCCAGCUGAAGGACUACCAAGAUUUGCUGAAUGUGAAGAUGGCUCUAGAUAUUGAGAUCGCUGCUUAUAGGAAGCUACUUGAGGGAGAAGAGAACCGCUUUGUGUCAGGAGGAGGCAUGUACUCCUACCUGGAAAGCAGAAUCUCCACUCACUUGAAAGUGAAAAGCGAGGAGAUCUCAGACACAGUCAUCGUGGAGGAACAGACAGAUGAGACCCAGGUGACAGAGGUGACAGAGGAGGCAGAAGAGGAGGAAGAGGAGGAAAAGAAAGAAGAAGAAGAAGAAGCAGCAGUUGAAGAAGAGGAAGCUGAAGAAACCAAAGUAGAGGAGGAGGGAGAAGGUGAGGAAGCAGAGGAAGAUAAGGAAGAGGAAGGAGAGGGAGAGGAAGAGAAGGAGGAAGAAAAGGUAGAGGAGGAAAAGGAGGAGGAAGAGGGUGAGAAGGUAGAAGAAGAGGAGGCCGUUGAGGAAGAAGAGAAGGCCAAAUCUCCAGAAAAGGCUGCAUCUCCUCCUUCAAAAUCUCCUCAACCCAAAUCUCCUCAGCCCAAAUCUCCUGCUGCCAAAUCACCAGAAUCUAAAUCUCCACAAAAAUCACCAGAAUCUAAGUCACCACCAGCCAAAUCCCCGAUGCCCAAAUCACCUGCGAAGUCCCCUGCAGCCAAAUCCCCUGCAGGAGAUGAGUCUAAAUCACCUGCACCCAAGUCACCAGUGUCAAAAUCGCCACCCAGCAAAUCCCCAGAAUCUAAAUCUCCUGCUCCCAAAUCCCCCGAACCAAAGUCUCCUGAAAAAGAGAAGGCCGAGCCUGUCCCUGCCCCUAAAGAGGAGAAAAAGGAGGAGAAGCCUGCCAAAGAGGAAAAGAAGGAGAAGGAGCAACCUGUGAAGGAAGAGAAGAAGGAAGAACCCAAGGAGAAAGAGCCCGAGGCCAAAGCAGAGAAGGCCGACAAGCCUGACGCAAAGAAAGAGAGCAAAGCAGAUGAAGCCCCAAAGAAGGAAGAGCCUUCAAAACCUGCAGCUCCCAGCAAGCCAGCAGAGGACAAACCUGUCCCCAAGUCUGAGCCCAAAGAGAGCGCUCCCCCUGCCAAGGAGGAGAAGCCCUCUGCUCCUGAACCAGAGAAGGCCGCUCCUGAGGCAAAGCCCGCCCCAAAAGCAGAGCCUGAGAAAGCAGAGAGCAAGAAAGAGGAGAAGAAGCCGGAGGUGAAGCCCGCACCUAAAGCUGAACCCGAGAAAGCAGAGAGCAAGAAAGAGGAGAAGAAGCCCGAGGAGAAGAAGGAAGCUAGCAAAGAAGCAGCCGACAGUAAGGACGUGAAGGAAGGAGGAAAGGCAGAGAAAUCUUCCGGCACUGAAUCAAAGGAGAGCAAGGAGGAGAAGUCCAAGAAGUAAGACUGAUGCUUUUCAGGGCACGACGAGGUG